AUGUACUCUCUCAGGUUGGCUAGCAGCAGCAGCAGCACGGGGCUCGGCAUCGCGCUCGGCCGGUUCGGCGGGAAGAGAGGCGGCGCAGCGCCGGUAGGAUUCGUGGCACCAGCCACCGCCGCAGCGCACGGAGGUAGAAGGAGCGUCGCCGCGACGUCGAACGCCGCCGCGCCGGUGCCGGGCGACCAGGGCGUGGGCAUGGACCCGGCCAAGCAGCAUCAGCAGCAGCUGCACAAGCAGCCGCCGCCCCACGCGCCGGAGGGGAAGCAGCAGGGCAACAACACAGACGACAAGCACACGGAAGUGACGGAACGCGGGGACGUGAUGACCCACUCGUUCGGGGAGGGGUACGCGACGAGGUCCGACGAGGAGGGGUUUGGGGGAGUCUACGGCCAGAACGACCCGGUGUUCAACCCCGGGACCGAGGUGCACCCCAACCAUCCUGAUUACGACACCUCGCAGGGGUCGCAUGUGAAGGAGAAGGAGAAGGCGCGCCAUCUCAAGGACGACAAGCACGCCACCUAGAUCAGCUAGCUUAGUAGCAAUAGACAUGAUCACUAUCAAUAAUUAGCUUAUCGUAGCAUGUCCUAGUUUUCAGUUAGCCUCAGUUAGCUUGGUUGCCAUGAUGUGGC
Lolium rigidum is the source of this 632-nucleotide messenger RNA. RefSeq lists its product as uncharacterized. The record is from RefSeq and is a predicted model, not a curated record. Lineage: Eukaryota; Viridiplantae; Streptophyta; Magnoliopsida; Poales; Poaceae. The coding region runs from base 1 to 525 and encodes 174 amino acids. The transcript has 3 exons.